GACGUCUCGAAACACCAAAGAUUUCGACCUUUUAAAGCAUGGCGCUAUCAAAAGUGACGGACACAAUUGUAGAUCUACCCUUGGGUGUGAAGGCUCUGGGUGGUGUUGUGCUGACGGGGGUGGUGCUGGCAGGGUUUUGGAAGGGACUUGGUGUUCGGCAAACCAACAGGAAAGUCUAUCCCCCAAAUACCAUUGUUAUCCAUCAGUUAGGGCGUGGUCCAUACGUGCCCAGUCUCACACCCUUUGCCAUCAAGCUUGAGACAUAUUUUCGAUUGGAGGGAAUACCCUACCAGGCCGAACAUGCCUUGUACCGGAAAAGCCAGAAAACAGGAAAGGUCCCGUUUUUGGAGUACAACGGAGAAGAAGUGUCCGACAGCGAGUUUAUCCUGGAGUUCUUGAGUAAGGAGAAAAACUUCGACAUGCACAAAGGUCUCACAGCGGAGCAGAUCGGAGUCGGCAGGGCCUUCCAGAAAAUGGCAGAGGAAAAUACAUACUGGUGUUUUGUGGCAGACAGAUGGGUUCUUGACAAAAACAACACAGCUCUGAAGGAGUUUGGUAUCCCGCGAUAUCUAUGGGGUCGAAUGCAGGGCAAAAUACGUACAAUGAUACAUGCACAAGGUUUAGGACGUCACACACCGGAGGAGAUACGUCACAUCAUGUCGAACGAUCUAACGGCUCUGUCCUACUUCAUCGGAUCAAAGAAGUUUUUGUUCGGUGACGAAGCGUGCAAGUUUGAUUGUGCCAUUUUUGGAAUUUUAGCUGAGAUAAGAUGGGCGUCAUUCGGUGGAUUCGGAACAUCUGUCAUAAAACAAUAUCCGAACCUGUGCGACUACUGUGAGCGGAUGAAGAAAACGUUCUGGCCAGACUGGGAGGAGAUGAUAAAGAGAGACUGUACGAAGUAGCCGAGACAUCUCGUCAGGUCCAUAACAGGACAAGUAAUACAGCAGGAGCACUGAUCCAGGAUAUACAAUAUCCUCCAAAACUUAUGAGUGUAGUGAUACAACGUGGUGGCUCCCAAACGAAUGAUGGCUAUGUAAAAUGUAUCAUGUUGAUAUCGAAGAACUUUAAAUUAACUUAUAAAGGAUAUUUAUCAAGUGUCUUUUUCAAUUAACGAGAAUUGGCUAAACGUGUCAUUGUGCCAUAAUGUGUUGCGGAACCUUUUCAGUGUCAACAUUCUAAAAGUUACUGUUCCGUACUUCAAAAUAUUUCGUUUUAGCUGACUCUUGUACGCUCUUUAUAUAUAUACAUGUUUAUUCGAUAUAAUAUGAUUAUAUUGAAUAUAUACAUGUAGUUGUAUUACAAUGGGCUGAGUGGGACAGAUGUAAGAGGAUAUCGUCUCUGAUGAUGACUACAUCACAUAUACACGUACACGUUAAGUGAGGCAAUAAAGGAAUUAAUAUUUCUUUUUCCGGCUGGUCAUCCACAUAUAGAUCAUGUGUCAGCAUGUUGACCAAUGAAACCUAUUCUUCACACGUUCAAAAACCUAUUAAGGUAUAUAAGUUUUACUGUGUUUUACAAGUUCCUCCUUUUGUUGUUGUCAAUUAGCAUUAUCUUACUAAAUAUACACAUAAAUCCAUUUUAAGAUUAACAUAAUUACCAAUAACACUACCAAAGACGGAGUGAGAGUGAGAGAGAAGAACUCGUAUUAGCCCUUAUGUGUAUACAGAAUAUUCUUAUAGUAUAAGAGUGUACAAUUGAUCUAGCUUUCAGUUUUGUUUGUACAAAAUUCGUAUAAAAAAAUGUUUACUGCGA
Molecule: messenger RNA, 1752 nt
Organism: Mizuhopecten yessoensis (Yesso scallop)
Lineage: Eukaryota; Metazoa; Mollusca; Bivalvia; Pectinida; Pectinidae
Product: failed axon connections homolog
Exons: 8
Coding region: 39-902 (287 amino acids)
Cellular component (GO): cytoplasm
Source: RefSeq, a predicted model, not a curated record